GACUUUUGUUAAGGGUGAAAUUGGCAACAUAUAAAAAUGAUAUCGAGUUAACCAGAUUAGGCAGUCAUUGUCUUUCUUUUUUUAAUGCACACAUUUUUGAAAAUCGUUGCUUUGAAAAAGAGUGACUUAUCAUUAUAGUAGAGAAACUUGGUUCCAAAAGUUAAAAUCAUGUUAAAUUCUUUGAUUCGUGUGUGUUAUAUAGGUCUCAGUGUCUGCAUACUAUUGGUUAGCGCUAGCACUCUGAGGGAUGUUGAAUAUAGUGAUGAUCACUAUUGCCACAGCGAAGGGUGCACCGAAGCAGGCCGCAGCAUUACAAGUAAGCUUGACAGAAGCGUUGACCCAUGCGAAGAUAUAUUCCAGUUCUCUUGUGGCGGAUGGUUUAAAGACAACCCGAUAUCCGAGGAGUGGAAUGAAAAGUCUCCCCUUAUCGACGUGAGCUUACAAAUUGACGAACGUCUGCUGGAGCUCAUUCGUCAAGAUGGAUGGGAGUUUAAAGGGACGCCAUCCAGCGCCAUCAAAAAGUUGAAAGAGUUUUAUUGGUCCUGUGUGGAUAUGGGCGCCAUUGACGAAAAAGGCGCUGAGCCCCUUAAACAGCUUAUUGACGACUUUGGCUCCUGGACUGUAACAGAAACCGAGAAGCCAUGGGAGAAAGAUAAGUGGGAUCUCCAAGAAGCGAUCUUCAAGACCCACGCUUGGUGGGGUUCAAGUUUCUUUGACAUAGGUGUCAGCGCAGAUGAAAAAAAUGGCUCCCGAAACAUUGUUUCAAUGUCUCAAGGUGGAAUAGCCCUAUCUGAACUUCCUGAAUCGUACACUGAGGAGUCUACAAAGGAUUUCUUCAUGAAAGCUGCAGUCAAACUCGGGGAACUCCUGGGAGGAAGUAGUGUGAAUGUAACAGCCAAGAUGGCGAAGGUUUAUGAUCUUGAAAAAAAUCUAGCUCAGAUAUUUGUGCCAAAGGAAAACUUAACGAAUCCGUUCAAUGCCUACAACUUAAUGACACUUGAAGACUUCCAGAAACUAAUUGGAUCCUGGAUCAACAUGGAAAAGUUUAUGGAGUCUGUGUUUCCGGAGCUCGACUGGCGCGAUGAGGAUGAGCUUGUGGUAAUAACACCAGAAUAUUUCAAGGAACUACAAAAUGUCGUUCAAGACACAGACAAAGAAACUCUAGCAAACUACAUCAUGUGGAACCUCAUUCUGCCCACUGUGGGUUACCUCCCCGAAGAGUUCGAAGAUGUUAACAUCAAGCAAGCUACAGAGUCUGAAGACAAAGCUGAGAUCCCUCUGUCUAGGCAGACGUCAUGUUUACAAAAAGCUGUUAAGGUCAUGCCUUUUGCUGCCAGCGCCCUCUACAUCGACUUGUUCUUCUCACAGGAAACAAAUGUCAAGGUUGUAAUUGCCAUAGACGACAUUGAGCACGAGUUUAUCAACAACCUGGAUGAGCUCCACUGGAUAGACCAAGUCACGAAGCAGAACCUGAGAGAGAAAGCCGAGUCUAUGACCAACCAAAUAGGUUUUCCAGACUGGAUCCUUAACCCCAGCAAACUAGACGCUUAUUAUGACAGCCUUGUUGUUAAUCCAGAUGAUUUCUGGGGCAACUUUAUUAAUGCUAACCAAUUUCAAUCAAAUCAAAUUCUGGAAAGCUACCAAAAGCCACCUGAUAAAAGAAAAUGGGAUACAUCUCCGCUGGAAGUCAACGCUUUUUAUUACAGCACAGAAAAUCAAAUGGUCGUGCUGGCCGGAAUAUUGCACGAGGAUAUUGUGUCACCAUAUUACCCAACCUCAUACGUAUACGGAAAGCUUGGAUCUAUUAUUGGCCAUGAGAUCAUACACGGUUUUGACAACAGCGGGCGUCUAUAUGAUAAAGACGGGCACUUGCAGGACAGUUGGACGCCUCAUGUGGCUGAAGAGUUUGACCAGAGGGCGCAAUGUUUUAUUGACCAGUACGACUCCUACCUAGUAUACAACCACAGCCUAAGUGGUUCACAGACUCUGGGUGAGAACAUUGCUGAUAAUGGCGGAAUGAGACUUGCUUACAGAGCUUACAAGAAUUCGAUCAAGCCUGAAUUGCGUUUACCUGGACUGAAUCUCACAGACGAUCAACUCUUUUUCGUUGGCAUGAGUCAUUUUCAUUGUGGCCUGUUUUCAGAAGACUCCGCUCUUUUUCGUUUGCGCACUGACACUCAUGCAAUCAGCGAAUUUAGAGUGAUUGGGACCAUGUCAAACAGCAGAGAUUUUGCGGAGGCGUUUAACUGUCCAGUAGGAAGUCCAAUGAACCCAGAAGAAAAAUGUGAAAUUUGGUGAACGUAGACAGCAACUUAUAUUUGUCUCUGAGUUUAAUAAAUUUAUGGCUUCUUAGCUGAUAAACGUUUA
This is a messenger RNA of Biomphalaria glabrata, 2367 nucleotides long. Its product is annotated as endothelin-converting enzyme 2-like. Gene Ontology annotation, molecular function: metalloendopeptidase activity. Gene Ontology annotation, biological process: protein processing. Lineage: Eukaryota; Metazoa; Mollusca; Gastropoda; Planorbidae. Gene Ontology annotation, cellular component: plasma membrane. Bases 169 to 2298 code for a protein of 709 amino acids. The record is from RefSeq and is a predicted model, not a curated record. The transcript has 14 exons.